UUCGCUCCUGCGGUCGCGGUAUCCCUCGGAAUCUUCCUUCCUCCGAUGCCUCUUCUUCCCCGCGCGCCUCCUGUUCGACGAAAUAUCCCACCCCGCUACAUAUACCCGCGCGCCAGCUCCCUUCCCGCCAUCACACCAACCAGCACGAUGCUCAGGGCGCUCAACCCGUCCCCGCUCCGCGCGCGCCCGGCCUGCCGCUCCUCUACGCGGCGCCGGCAGCGCGCGGCCUGGGGACCCCGCGCCGCGAUCCCGCAGCAGCCGCCCGUGCGCCGGCCCUCCGGGCACCGGCUGUGCGAGCCGUGGCGGGGCGCGGGCGCCACCGCGGCGCCGGCGCCAGCGCCGGCCCAGGCUCCCGCGGUGGCGGUGGAUGGAGGAGCUGCCGCUCCGGGGGCGAGGGGCGAUUUGGAGGCGUUCCUGGAGGUGGUGCCGGCGAGGAUGCGGAGCGGGCUGGCGCGGCACCCGGAGGUUCGGGAGCUCGUGGAGGUCGUCAUGGACCUCGGCCGCCGCCCGAUCGCGCGGUUCCCGUCCGGGGACUGGGUCAUCGCCGACCAACCCGUCACCGCCGAUGACCUCCACCAGGCCGUCGCAAAGGUAGGUGACUUCUCUGAGGACAACCGAUCCGGGAUCAACCACUCAUUGCACCGGAUCAGCGCCAUCCGGAACCGGAAGGCACAGAUAAUAGGGCUGACUUGCCGUGUCGGUCGAGCUAUAUCUGGCAGUGCAGAGAUGAUCCGUGAUCUGGUGGUGGGAGGUGGUUCGAUAUUGGUGAUUGGGCCUCCCGGAGUUGGGAAAACCACUCUGAUCAGGGAAAUAGCUAGAAUUUUGGCGGACGAGGGUAAGAAACGUGUGAUCAUAGUGGACACAUCUAAUGAAAUAGGAGGUGAUGGGGACGUGCCUCACUCUGGUAUUGGUCGUGCUAGGAGAAUGCAAGUUCCCAAAGUUACCAUGCAGCAUAACGUAAUGAUUGAAGCUGUUGAAAAUCACAUGCCAGAAGUAAUCGUCAUUGAUGAGAUUGGUACAGAACUUGAAGCAAUGGCAGCUAGCACCAUUGCUCAGAGAGGCGUUCAACUAGUUGGAACUGCUCAUGGGGUGACAAUCGAGAGCAUAAUUAAAAACCCUUGCUUGCAAAUGCUCAUUGGUGGGAUUGAGAGUGUGACUCUUGGCGACGAGGAAGCAAAAAAGCGGAAAGUCCAGAAAACUAUUCUCGAGAGAAAAGGACCCCCAACAUUUUCAUGUGCUGUGGAGAUGAUAUCGAAGACUGAAUGUCAAGUUCAUCACAAGUUAGAAACUACAGUGGAUGCUAUUCUUGCAGGGAAGCCUCCUAAGUUUGAAGCUCGCAAGAUGCAUAAUAAGUCUACCCAGUCAGAAAUACCAUUGGUGAUACCUGACAGAGAAUAUGAAAUAGAAUCAUUGCCAUUAUAUCAGGAACAUAUGGUCACCAAGACAAUGUCAUCAGAAGGCAACUUUAGCGAUGAUUUUGGUUCCACCAGGCAGACAAAAAUCAAGAGGAUGCCAUCGAAUGAUAAUUUCGAUGAUGAUUUUGUUUAUACAAGGAAAACAAAAGGCAAGAAAUCCGUGCCUGUAAGGUCUCUAGUCCGUGUGUACACAUACCAGAUUUCAGAAGCUGAUAUAUUGCAAGUAGCUUCGGUGAUGGGAUUUGAUGAUGAACUAGAUGUAACAGAUGACAUUGGAGUAGCUGAUGUGAUUCUUGCAUCAAGUUCUGAAAUGAAGCAGAAUCCUUGGAUUCACAACGUUGCCAAAUACCACAAGCUUCCCAUAUUUGUCGUUAAGACUAAUACGAUGGCUCAGAUAGUAAAGGCUGUCAGAAUGAUUGUUGGAAGGGACAAUGCACCAUCACGUAAGCAACCUAAGGUCAUGGAGGGAGAGAUAGAGAUUGAAGAUGAUGCUCCAAAACGGAAGCCAUCGUUGGAGGAAAUCGAUGCUUUGGAGGAGGCCCGGCUGGCAAUCGAGUACAUUGUAAUUCCAGGCGGGGAGCCAGUUGAGCUCCUCCCAAGAUGUUCAGAAAUAGUUGCUCGGCAGCUGGAGCUUGUUGAGAGCUAUCAGCUCCUCGCUGAAACCUUCGGAACUGACUCCAAUUCGAGGUUACAGAUUCUUCCUGUGAAAAUAACCAAGAAGAGUUCGAGUAAAGAUAAUCGAGGAUCGAAGCCCACCAAGCAAACCGGAUCAGAUUUGAUCGUCAGUGAGAACGGUGGUGGCUCCAGUUUUUCUCGUCUGCCCUAUCUGCCAAAGUGACCCCCCUCCCCUAGAUUGACUCUCUGAUCACCAUUGUCAAAAUAUACAUCAUUCCUUUCCUUUGUUGUUGUACAGCCCUGUGCAGAGUGGUGUAAAUAGUGUUGAAUGUUCAAGAAUCGAAAGAGCAAAGCUGACUGUAAUUGCCUUCCAUUCUUUCGCUGGAACAAAAUCUCUCCCAUUUCCGGUGUCUUAGCCGAUUCA
Phragmites australis (common reed) is the source of this 2454-nucleotide messenger RNA. RefSeq names its product protein SEEDLING PLASTID DEVELOPMENT 1. NCBI's taxonomy places the organism in Eukaryota, Viridiplantae, Streptophyta, Magnoliopsida, Poales, Poaceae. Gene Ontology annotation, molecular function: ATP hydrolysis activity. The record is from RefSeq and is a predicted model, not a curated record. Bases 46 to 2253 code for a protein of 735 amino acids. The transcript has 9 exons.